Cornus florida is the source of this 639-nucleotide messenger RNA. Its product is annotated as casparian strip membrane protein 2-like. Lineage: Eukaryota; Viridiplantae; Streptophyta; Magnoliopsida; Cornales; Cornaceae. Bases 1 to 639 code for a protein of 212 amino acids. The record is from RefSeq and is a predicted model, not a curated record. The transcript has 3 exons.
AUGGAGUCAUCAAAGAGCAGCCGCGAAACUGCUAUAAACAUUACGGAGUCAAAAUCCACCAAAGGAAAAGCCGCUGGUACUGCUCCUGCGACAACAAUCGUGGCCACCACGAAAGCUGCCCUACACCCUCGAGGAGGAUGGAAGAAAGGCGUCGCCAUUUUCGACUUCAUUUUGAGGCUUGCUGCCAUUGCUGCUGCUUUAGGUGCCACUGCUUCUAUGGGGACUACUGAGCAAACUCUUCCCUUCUUCACACAGUUCUUCCAGUUCCACGCUAGCUAUGAUGACCUCCCACCCUUCCUGUUUUUUGUGUUUGCGAAUGCGCUAGCAAGUGGGUACCUUGUCCUCUCAUUGCCGUUCUCUAUAGUGUGCAUAGUUCGUCCACACGCAGUACGACCAAGGCUGCUUCUCCUCAUCUUUGACACUGUCGCGUUAGCUCUCACCACAGCUGGAGCUUCAGCUGCAGCAGCCAUUGUGUACUUGGCUCAUAACGGGAACCCAAACACGAACUGGAAUGCCAUUUGUCAGCAGUUUACGGACUUCUGCCAGGCUGCCAGUGGCGCCGUGGUGGCUUCCUUCGUUGCAGCAACCAUGAUCAUGUUUAUAAUUGUGCUUUCUGCUUUCGCUCUCCGGAAACCUUAA